This is a messenger RNA of Amoebophrya sp. A120, 2694 nucleotides long. The record is from the annotation of a GenBank genome assembly. Lineage: Eukaryota; Dinophyceae; Syndiniales; Amoebophryaceae.
CGGCAACGGCGCUGUGCAGGAGAACAUCUGUGCUGGUUUUUCUUGCUACAGCUUUUGUUCUGUACGUCGAAGAUCCAGCGGUACUGGCGUUUUUAGGGAAGAAUGGAAAGACCGGGCGGGACCUAUCGCCUCGUGCAGCGCAAGAGCAGGACGACAAUAACAGUGCUGUCGCGACAGAUGAUGUGAGGCGCAGCGAAGAUCAACUUGUUCUUCCCAGCAAGAGACCGCUGCUGCGGAGAAGAGGACGGAGUACGGGAAUGUUCCAGAAGACGGCUGCACCGAUUUUUAGAGACGAACUGUCCGAAGAGCACAACUCGCUGGGCGGAGCUCCGGACUAUCAGACUGCCCCAGCAGCAAUCUCUACUGCAGAUCCAAUCUCACCGUUGCCUCUAUCCAGUUUUCUCAGAAGCAAAAAGAAAAAGAAGCGUGUGCACCGACGUGUAGGGAUAGAAGCAACAAUAAAAUCUUCGAACGCGGCGGAUGAAGGAGAUGCAAGUGUUCUCGUGAAUCCAGCAUCAUCUUCAACACGAAAAACCGCAGAAACAGCACGACAUGAGGACAGGAAAACGGUCACACCGUUCUCGGCGGAACAAGUAGAGACCAAAAAUGGAUCGCGGAAUUAUGUCAACAAUAAGCAAGAGACACAUCAGACAUCAGACAAGAAGAGCCAACUGGAACUACAUGUGACGACUCCAGAACAAGAAGACAUUUCUGACAUUGCCGAAAGCAACGUAGCAGCACGACCGGAGGCCAAGCCGGGAGGCACGUGGGAGUGGAGGCCAGCACCAGAGGAGGACCACGAUUCUGCUCUAGGUGAAGAACAAAAACUAGAACAAGUUGGCGCAACGACAAACGAGUGGAAUGACGAAGUAGUUUCGACUCGCAGGGACGAAGAUGAGGACAAAAAGAAGGAGGAGCAUAUGACGUUUUGGGAAAAGCUGAAGGUGAACUGGAUGACCUGGCUGUUUUGGUGCGUACCCUUCGUCAUCUGCCUUGUCUUUGCCGGCUUCCUUGCCAAGGUCGACGACGACGACGAGAAAACCCUGGACGACGAACUCAAAGACGCAACGCGGCCUGCGCCAGUCCACUUCCACAACACUUUCGUCGAUGGUAAUGAUAGUACAGCGGCCCCCGGAGGACCACCUCCCGGUGCUGCAGCUUUAGCUGCCGCCGGGUCGACAGCAACAGCAUCCCUCGGUCGUGGAUUCGAUCUGGCGCGGCUCGGGGGAGCAGCUCUGGGGGCCGAAGGUGGUCCACCUUUCUUGGGAGAUUAUGCAGUGCAAGCCGACGGAAUUAUCUCGGAUAAAGACCGCGAGGAACAACGGUGGUCUACGCGCACGUCAGGUGGUUUCGGGGAAGAGGGCAGCGAGGCUGAGGCUUUUAUUAAGGACGACGACGAAAUAGGAAUUGUACAGGGCGACGCGGUCGACGAUGCGAGGCUGAUGUCCUUCGCUGUAGGUGCCUUCGCGGACGACGACCAGCAAAAGGAGAAGACGGGGAAGAAGCCUAUGAAGAAGGUUGUAAAGUUGAAAAAUCGUGCUGCUUCCCCUGCGACGGCUGCUGUUGCAGAACAACACGAUAGUAAAAAUACCGCGUCUGCUGGGUCAAGUAGUACUGCUCCAAUCGUCCCGCAUUUCCGGCCCAGAUCGUCUGAAGCCGACGAUAGAAGGGUUGUACUAUCGCAGGGCAGUUCAUCGGGUAAUGUCGUGAGAGCGUCGAUUUCUAGUGCUGACAGUACAACUUCUACUUCUUCUGGGAAGAAGAAGAAGAUCUUGCUGAACAAACAAGAACAGCAGGCAGCAGUGCAACAACCCACCAGCAUUGGGAAAAGAUCUAGUAAGAAUAGCGCUUCCACAAUGUCGACGGAGACGGGAAUAUCAACUUCUGGCGGAGCUGCAUCAUCAACAUCAACACGGGCCGCCUCUAAGGUAUAGGACGACGGUGCGGGGGCCCCGCGCUACCACGCGUCAAAAAUGUCCAAUGACAGUGGCGGGACAUCAACGCGGCUCGCGUCCAAAGUCUCCAACGACAGUGGCGGGACAAUUCGGCUCGCGUCCAAAAUGUCCAAUGACAGUGCUGGCGGGGUCGCGCGGUUGGCCUCCACGACCUCGACAGACAGUGCAGGUGGGGUCGUAGCGCAAACCGGUAGCACGCGUUUUUUGUCGACGAUUUCGGAAGACACAGCAGCCAGGAUGUCUACCGCCUCAAAAGCCAGCAACGAUAGUGUGGGUGGUGGUGCUGCUGGGAUGACCACGCCGAAGGUUCCGAAGGGAGCUGCGAAGAAACAGCACCAGCUGCCCAAGAUCUCGGAAAACAGUGUGCCCUCUGGAGUGUUGCCUUCCGCGGCAUUGUUGAGAAGUAGUACUAUGAGUAGUACUAGUAGUACUGGCGCGACGGUGGAAAAUAAAGAAAAACGAAAACGGGCGGUUUCCAAGGAAAGGCCGAAGAGACAAAAAACGCCUGAACAGGUGGGACCUCUUGCCUCACCGGGCGCCAAAGCCGCUACAAAAAAUGUAAUGCCAAAGUAAGGGACGACGAGGACGAAGAUCUAUCUGUAUCUUCACAGAGACAUGAUAGAUAGACGUGCGUGUCUGUUACCCACCAGAGGUGGCGUCGUAUGCACGUGCCGCAUGGAGCGGCAAAAAUCUUACGAACUACCCCGAGAUUUUUCGUUCUCCUUCCUUUUUGAUGCAC